This is a messenger RNA of Humulus lupulus (European hop), 1005 nucleotides long. RefSeq names its product probable ubiquitin-conjugating enzyme E2 16. Lineage: Eukaryota; Viridiplantae; Streptophyta; Magnoliopsida; Rosales; Cannabaceae. The transcript is spliced from 6 exons. The record is from RefSeq and is a predicted model, not a curated record. Bases 129 to 614 code for a protein of 161 amino acids.
AGUGAUGGGUUAUGAAACCGGGGUGUCUGGUCCCCUUUGUCCCUUUCGUCAACACCUCAAUUAGAUUUCUCAAUUCUUCUCUCUCCCACCUCUGAAACUCACCACCGUGCUUUUGUACAGAAAAAACCAUGACAAGCUCCUCCACCACCACUCGAAAGGCUUUGAGUAAGAUUGCAUGCAAUCGGCUUCAGAAGGAGUUGUUGGAGUGGCAGGUCAAUCCUCCGGCUGGUUUCAAACACAAAGUCACCGAUAAUCUUCAAAGGUGGGUGAUUGAAGUCAAUGGAGCUCCAGGAACCCUUUAUGCAAAUGAGACUUACCAGCUUCAAGUUGAUUUUCCUGAGCAUUAUCCUAUGGAAGCCCCGCAGGUUAUUUUUUUGCAUCCGGCUCCCCUGCAUCCUCAUAUAUACAGCAACGGUCAUAUUUGUUUGGAUAUUCUGUACGAUUCAUGGUCACCAGCGAUGACUGUUAGUUCCAUCUGUAUUAGCAUUCUCUCAAUGCUGUCGAGCUCAACUGCUAAGCAACGCCCUGAAGAUAACGACCGCUAUGUAAAGAACUGUAGAAAUGGCCGAUCCCCGAAAGAGACGAGGUGGUGGUUUCAUGAUGAUAAAGUAUGAUAGACAUACAUUUGUUCAACAAGUUAUAUAGAGUAGUUGGCUUUCCUUUUUCCGAGGAAUGUGAACACAAGCAAAAGAAAAAAAAAUUAUCAUUCAGAACCAGCUGGGUUUAAGUCCCAAAUUCUCAAUGACUCGUGUAAAUUGGCAAUAUCUGCCUGGUACAUGUAGAGAAGAGGAACAAGAAUUUGUGCUUCUUGCUCUUUUUAAGGAUGAAUACUGGGUGAGACAUACUUGCCAUAUAAGUUCAUAAAUUACAGUCAUGAUCUUUGUUUUCUAGUACUUGUGGAUGGUUAACAUCUUUUUGGUAAAUUAUAUGUUUCUAUGUUUUGUGGUCUUAAUGGGUAGCAAAUGGAUUUCUUGUUGUUUCUUAAUACUAUUUCCCUUCCCCUUC